AUGUUACUGAGCCGUGCCAAGAUGGCCAAGUCAGUUACUGCCAUGGCCGCAGCUGUGGGUGCAUGGCGACUGGCACAUCGUGACAUUGGCUCAUUCGGAUCCUCAAGAAGGCCCCGUUUGCUACGAAAAUGGCCGGUGCUGGCCCUGGAACCCACCAGGUGUGCGGUCAUCACCGCUGAUGAACAGUUGGUGCUAGACGUGCUUCAUUUCGGUCUGGUGGAUCAGGAAGUCCGGGCAAUCGCAGUGGCACGGCUGAACAGCCUCGACGGCAGCAGAAGGUGGGCCUUAGUCGCUGGCACCGGGGUUGUUGUAGCUAUUGGGCCCACGGCUCUGCUCUAUGGUUUGGGCUUCAAGGGAGCUGGCAUUGCAGCUGGCUCCUGGGCGGCGUCAUGGCAAGGGGCCGCAAUUUCAAGCGGAAGUUGGUUCUCCUGGGCUCAGUCUGCAGCAGCCACUGGCGCAAUUUGUCCCAAGCUUGGUGUGCUGUCAUCAGCGGCGGCUUGGCUUGGUUUCCAGGACGGGUCUUUCAAAGAGAUGACAGAUAGAGACUUGCUGUUGCGCCUGGUCGAGAAAGAGUUGAUUGACUACGAGGUUCGCAAUGUCUUGAAACGGAAGUCCGGAAAGAGGAUGUGA
Messenger RNA from Symbiodinium sp. CCMP2592, 630 nucleotides. The record is from the annotation of a GenBank genome assembly. NCBI's taxonomy places the organism in Eukaryota, Dinophyceae, Suessiales, Symbiodiniaceae.